AUGUUUGACCAACAGCAAUCGGACGAGGCCUUUCAGCAGGAUACCUCUAUAGCGUACAUUGUAGAGCAAAAGAAGCCAACAGGCCAGCUUGACGAGAGCCGUGUCUGCAAUCAAGUAAGCUUCAGUCAGGGCCGAAACGUCCUCGCGCAGCUUGGCGACGGUGCCCACUCGUUCCCCUUUUAUCAACCAAUCUGGAGCUCUUCCACGCCCAUACAUCAACUGCUACUCAUGGAACAGUCUUCCUUCAUAAUCGCUGAUGGUCGUCCUGAGGUAGCUCAUGAGUGGGCAUGCACCAACAGACAGUUCAAAGACUCUGUCAACACAAUACUCCGUGCAUCGUCGCUUGCGUCUUGUUCUAGGGGACAGGGACCGGUUCUCCAAUCUGCAGAGCGAUCUGGAGGCUUGAGGACUGAGGAUGGCAGCGAACCAAACGAAGCAGGUGCCGACGAUGAAGAAAGCCAGGCGGCGUUACGACUUCAAACCCUUGGUCAAGUCGCCGAGAGAGGGUGA
This is a messenger RNA of Colletotrichum godetiae, 510 nucleotides long. RefSeq lists its product as uncharacterized. The coding region runs from base 1 to 510 and encodes 169 amino acids. NCBI's taxonomy places the organism in Eukaryota, Fungi, Ascomycota, Sordariomycetes, Glomerellales, Glomerellaceae. The transcript has a single exon. The record is from RefSeq and is a predicted model, not a curated record.